Bursaphelenchus xylophilus (pine wood nematode) is the source of this 1044-nucleotide messenger RNA. The record is from the annotation of a GenBank genome assembly. NCBI's taxonomy places the organism in Eukaryota, Metazoa, Nematoda, Chromadorea, Rhabditida, Aphelenchoididae.
AUGCGAGGCAAUGACGACAAGGUCGGGCCCGGUCUCACAAUGCGUUCCAUCACGAUUGCGCUGACUUCAAUUCUCAUCACAAUUGCUGAAACAAGUGUUUGCCCGGACGCUGGAACCGCAGCGGGACGUAAGUGGAGCGUAGUUUUAUGACUAAAACUGAGCUGGAUUCUUUGAGCUAGCCGAAUACCGGUAAUCGUCAUGCGGGGUGAAAUUUGCUUGGCAAACCGUCCGAUCUCUUGAGGGGUUUUAGUGCCGUAAAAGUUAACUGACAGAGGUGCAACGCUGCACGUCAAACUGACAGUGAGGAGUCCGGUGACCGGAAUAGACCCUUCGCUAUCGCUUUUUUACACUUCGGCUUGAUUUCGCAGAGAAAGAGAGAAAAAAUACACGCAAAAACGUACUCUCUCGCCCCAAAAAUUCCCCAUUUCUCCCCCGACAAAACGUUUUUUCGCGUCUUUUUUGGCAAAUUGUCAAUCCAUUCACCGGACUGUUUUAGCUUAUCUCAGCUUGACGUGCGCUGUCCUGGAGGCUAGCAGUGCUUGUGUUCCUUUGAUACUCAAUUCUUAGCCAAAUCUAAGGGGAAUUUGAACCUUUUUAUAAUCUUUUUGUACCCAAGAGAACACCUGGCAUAUCAGUCUGUCGGUAAAAUGAUGCACACAAUGUAGAUGCAUUAUGUAAUGUUUGAUUGUAUCAUCUUCUUGAUAUUUUCAGCCUGCUUCGAAGGAGAGUGCAAUGACGGCUACAUCUGUUCCGACACCGGCUUCUGUUGUAAGUCCAGCUCUUUUGGCAGCGCUAUACCUGUUCCCUCCGUUAAUACAGUCAUUGAUUUUAGGCCCAGAGGUCCAAAACUUUGACGUCCAAGCCGACAGCUCCGACAAAAAGAAGACGACGAAGAAGUUGACGACAAAGAAGCUUUCGACGAUAAAAAUUCUUUGCGUAGACGGAGCACUGAACUGCGGCAUGUUCGUUGGUUAUUGUGCGCCCGGAAGUAUGUAUACAUGGUGCAUGUACUCACACUGCCGCCGUACCUGCGGAUUAUGCUAA